Geodia barretti is the source of this 1683-nucleotide messenger RNA. Lineage: Eukaryota; Metazoa; Porifera; Demospongiae; Tetractinellida; Geodiidae. The record is from the annotation of a GenBank genome assembly.
AUGCAAAGCUCAAGAGCUCUUCUGUCGCUUCCCAGUUCUUCCGGGAGUAGUCUGGUCUCUUCCCGCACCAGCAGCAGUGCCAGUCUGCUCCGUGCACACGAGUACGGAGGCGAGUUGGAGUCAUACUUAUCUCUUGUUGCUGGAGAGAGAAAAAAGAGGAGCCGCAAAGAGGGCAAGGCGGAGAAGCGGGGAGCAGCUGAGAUUGACUGGGGAAGACUGCUAGACGGUGAGGAGAUUCAGAACCAGGAAGAGGUUGAAGCGGAAGAGAGCGAAGAAUAUGGUGACAUCAAACAGUUCCUGAAGCCCAUGUCCGCACCAAUUGUGAGCUCAGAGAAAACAAAGAAGGAUGCUGAAGGCCCCGCUGAGUUGUCCAAUCAACCACCCAACACUCUUCCAAAGCUGCUCUCACGUGCAGCAGAUGGAGAUCUCACAUAUUCAAUGUCAAUGACUGAUUCAUUCAGUGGGGGCAGUAUAGCGAGUGAACCAGACCUGGCCCUCUCCUCGCACUUCAGAAACAACAUCUUCACACUGGAGCAGUUGGAGACACUAGACUCAGAGCCAGACCAUAACUCUAAAAUUGGAGCCACUGGGAGACCAGAUAAAGGAGGCUCUGCUACUAGUGAAGACAUUGCUCCUGAAGACGGUCGUCAAUUCCACAAUAUCGUGUCUCUUGCCGAUUUGGAUUCCCUACCAGCCGAGAGCAAGACUAAACUGCCAGAUGCAGUCAAUGUUCCCUCAGAGCUAGUUGUGCAUCAUAGAUACUCUGAACAAGACAGAAACAGUUCAGAGGAACAGAAGAGUGACGAUUUGCACUCUACUAGUGAGGAGAUAAACCAAGAGGACACAGAAACAUCUGUCAGAUACGAUGAAGACUUUGAAGAUGAAACAGUGGGAACCACUGCCUUGUCCCACAGCUCCCUAGACAAUCAGAAAUCUCUCGAUAGUGGUGCCUCGUCCCACAACUCUCUAAACAGAGACAGACCUGCUGUGGAGCACAGCUCUCCAGACAAGCAGGGAUCAAUGGAGAGUAUCGACAAGUCUCUAUACUGGGAGAGAUCUGAAGAUAUUCGCAGUGGGGAGAGGACCCAGUCCGAACAGACCACUACUGUCUGUGGUCCUGGCAGUAGAAAUGAAACAGCUCCAGGGACAUCCGGUAGUGGAGGGGUUACCACUAGUCAGCAGCAGGUGUUUAGUACUGGAGCUCCCAGAGACAGAGCUAGGCUCGGAGAUCUUCACCAGGGAUCAGGAGAACCACCGUACAUCAAAGUGUUCUCAUCUUCGUCGCAUGUGUCUGAUGCCCUGGAGGACCUGGUUCGUUCCCAGCUGGCCCUCACCAGGAGUUUGGUCGACCGCUCUCGCUCUCUGGCCCAGUACCUGACCGACUCAAUCACCCCUGACUACCACUACACCACUCUGGAGGACACCAAGAAGUACAUCUCGCAGCACAGACCAACAAUUCUAACCAAAGAAGAAGCUCAAAAACUUGUUUCAAAGGAGGAAGAAUUGUAGCCAUCAUCAUAUUUUAAAAACAGAAAGCUUAUGAAAGAGACAUCAUAAUUAUUAUUGAGGCAGAAACAAGCGGCUGGGGACCUUUACCACCACACUACAGUAGACAGUAAUACAUUAUUAUUAUACCGGAUAAAUUGCUGGUAUAUUGACAUUGCGUGCAAUGAGUUAUUAUUA